UCUCCUGAAGAGACUCGCUCAAGCAGCCAAGCCGCAGCAAACCUACGAAGAAUCAGAGACAUGGCUUCCCGAGUUGCAGCUCUGCUCUUGUUGGGCGUCCUCUGCUUUAGCUUUGCAUCAGGUGAGAUCGCAAUGGACUGCUGUCUGCAAGCUAUCGACAAACGUCUGCCCUCCAAAAACAUCGUGGACUACAUCAUUCAGGAAGCUGGGAAAGGCUGUCAAAUAAGCGCUACUGUGUUCAUUACCAACAGUGGCAGAACUCUGUGUGUCAUCCACCCCAGCCAGAAACCAUGGGUGAGAAAUCUCAUCAAUAUCGUGAACAAGAAAAAGCAACAGUAAAUGAGAUGAACAAACUCUGGGAAGGAUGGAUGGAGACAACCAGAUCUCAUAGUCUGUGAUGGCAAUGUUGCACUGUAGAAGAUUAAAACCUGUUAGAGCGAUUACGGAGAAAUCAUCAUUUCAUCUUAUUUAUAAUGUUGUCCUGUAUAAGCUGCCAUGCCUCGGCCAUUGGCUCAAUAUAUAGCUACAUGUGUUUCUUCUGUUUUUUUGUGGUGACUGCGGUGAAACUGUGGUGAAACUCGAACUCUGAGACGAGCAGCUGUGGACGUCUCUUUUUUCUUUCUUCCUUUUUGUUAUGAAUGAUCCAUAGAAAUAGAAAGAUUUGCCUGAACUUGCCCUGGAACUGACAGCAGUGUUACAAUCCUGUUUCUGUCAGAGUCUGUGAAUGACUCGCAUUUCUGUUUUUGCAAGAGCUUGUACAAAAUCUGAUGACACGGCUUGUAUAUAUCAAACGUAUUGUAGAGAGUUAUCCCAAAAUAAACUCGGAUAUUAUUUUGUAAAUUCUA
Molecule: messenger RNA, 845 nt
Organism: Maylandia zebra (zebra mbuna)
Lineage: Eukaryota; Metazoa; Chordata; Actinopteri; Cichliformes; Cichlidae
Product: C-C motif chemokine 21
Biological process (GO): immune response
Cellular component (GO): extracellular region
Molecular function (GO): chemokine activity
Source: RefSeq, a predicted model, not a curated record